GAGAGCAGAGUCUUCCCUGCUAGUCUGGCAGCUCCCUCUAAGUGCUCAGAGCUCAGAGCCCAUCCCACACACCCGUGCUAGUCACUGCUGUGUGUUUACAUGAGUAAUGGAGCUGCCGGGGGAGGGGACUUGUGAGCAGCGCUGAGCCUCCUCGCGGCUAGGAAGCUGCGUUCACACCAAGACCAGACUUCCAGGGAUGAGGCUGGGGAACAGUCCCCUGCCGGAGCUUUCCUGAGCACAGGCGUCAAUCAGGCAGAUGUUUGGCGACUGGAAUGGCGCCAAAUCUCAAAGGCAGACCACGCAAAAAGAAAACAUGUCCCCAGAGAAGAGACUCCUUCAGUGGCUCAAAGGACCCCAACAAUAACUGUGACGGUAAAGUCAUCAGCAAGGUGAAAGGGGAGGCCAGGUCAGCCUUGACCAAGCCGAAAAAUAACCACAAUAACUGUAAAAAAUCCUCGAGUGAAGAAAAGCCAAAGUUGUCCAUUGGCGAAGAGUGCAGGGCAGAUGAACAAGCCUUCUUAGUGGCCCUGUACAAAUACAUGAAAGAAAGAAAAACGCCCAUCGAGCGAAUUCCCUACUUGGGUUUCAAACAGAUUAACCUUUGGACUAUGUUUCAAGCUGCUCAAAAACUGGGAGGAUAUGAAACAAUAACAGCCCGCCGUCAGUGGAAACACAUUUACGACGAGUUAGGCGGUAAUCCUGGGAGCACCAGUGCGGCCACUUGCACCCGCAGACACUACGAAAGGUUAAUCCUGCCGUAUGAAAGAUUUAUUAAGGGGGAAGAAGAUAAGCCUCUGCCUCCAAUCAAACCUCGGAAACAGGAAAACAAUACACAGGAAAAUGAGAAUAAAACAAAAGUCUCGGGAAACAAACGCAUCAAACAGGAAAUGGCCAAAAACAAGAAAGAAAAAGAGAAUACCCCCAAACCCCAAGAUACAUCUGAGGUCUCAUCAGAGCAAAGGAAGGAAGAAGAAACGUUAAGCCAGAAAAGUGUCCCAGAGCCUCUCCCAGCUCCAGAAGUAAAGAAGAAACCAGAAGGGCACAAGGAUCUUGUAGUGAGGGCCCCAGUGUCCAGAGCAGACCCAGAAAAGGGCAAUGAAACUGACCAAGGUUCCAACUGCGAGAAAGAAGCUGAGGAGGUGGGAGAUAAGGGCCUUGCCCCUCUGCUCCCAAGCCCUCCCUUGCCCCCCGAAAAAGGUUCGGCUUCUACCCCUGGGGCUGGCAAACAACCCCUUGCCUCUCCCAGUGCCCAAAUGGACUCAAAGCAAGAAGCCAAACCCUGCUGCUUUCCAGAGAGCCCUGAGAAUGACCUCCAGGGAGCACCGUUCUCCAGCCUCCCCACCACCGAGCAACCACUGGCCGUCCAGCCUGAAGCAGAGGAAGAGAAGCUUCCUGCCAUGGCUAAUUACAUUGCCAACUGCACUGUGAAAGUGGACCAGCUGGGCAGCGACGACAUCCACACUGCCCUCAAGCAGACCCCGAAGGUCCUCGUGGUCCAAUCAUUUGACAUGUUCAAAGACAAAGACUUGACCGGCCCCAUGAAUGAGAACCACGGACUUAACUACACACCCCUGCUUUACUCCCGGGGCAACCCUGGUAUCAUGUCCCCACUGGCCAAGAAAAAGCUUUUGUCUCAGGUGAGUGGGGCCAGCCUCUCCAGCAGCUAUCCCUAUGGCUCCCCACCCCCCUUGAUCAGCAAAAAGAAACUUAUCGCCAGGGACGACCCGUCCCAGGCCCACCACAGCCAAAGCUCUGAUCACAUGGCCGUCAGCCGGCCAUCCGUAAUCCAACAUGUCCAGAGCUUCAAAAACAAGGCCUCUGAAGACAGGAAGAGCAUCAACGACAUCUUCAAGCAGGACAAACUGAGCCGGUCUGACGCCCACCGCUGUGGCUUCUCCAAGCACCAACUCGGCUCCCUGGCGGACUCCUACAUCCUGAAACAGGAGGCACAGGAGAGCAAGGAUAAACUGUUGGAGAAAAGAGCAGUCUCCCACGCCCACGUGCCCAGUUUGCUGGCCGACUUCUACUCCUCCCCGCAUCUGCACAGCCUCUACCGGCACACGGAACACCAUCUUCAUAACGAACAGUCCACUAAGUAUGCCGCGAGGGACGCGUACCAGGAAUCGGAAAACGGCGCCUUUCUUUCUCACAAGCACCCGGAGAAGAUACACGUCAAUUAUCUCGCCUCUCUCCAUCUGCAAGAUAAGAAGCUGGCUGCGGCAGAAGCCUCUACCGAUGAUCAACCAACAGAUCUGAGCCUUCCCAAGAACCCACAUAAACUGACCAGCAAAGUCCUGGGCCUGGCCCACUCAGCCUCAGGAUCCCAGGAGAUCAAAGGCACCUCCCAGUUCCAGGUCAUCAGCAGCCAGAGCCGAGACUGUCAUCCCAAAGCCUGCCGGGUAUCACCCAUGACCAUGUCGGCCCCUAAAAAAUACCCCGAGUCACUUGCGAGGUCAGGAAAGCCUCACCAUGUGAGACUGGAGAACUUCCGGAAAAUGGAAGGCAUGGUCCAUCCCAUCCUGCACCGGAAGAUGAGCCCACAGAACAUUGGAGCUGCUCGCCCCAUAAAGCGCAGUCUGGAGGAUUUAGAUCUUGUGAUCGCCGGGAAAAAAGCUAGGGCUGUGUCUCCCUUGGACCCAGCCAAGGAGGCUUCUGGGAAAGAAAAGGCCUCCGAACAGGAGAGCGAGGGCAACAAAGCAGCCUACAGUGGGCAUUCUGGGGCUGCAUCGGAAGGUCACAAGGUCCCCCUCUCCUCCCCUAUCUUCCCAGGUUUGUAUUCUGGUAGCCUGUGUAACUCAGGCCUCAACUCCAGGCUCCCGGCCGGGUACUCCCAUUCUCUGCAGUACUUGAAGAACCAGACGGUGCUUUCUCCUCUCAUGCAGCCCCUGGCUUUCCACUCGCUCGUGAUGCAAAGAGGAAUUUUUACAUCGCCGACAAAUUCUCAGCAGCUGUACAGACACUUGGCCGCAGCCACCCCGGUAGGAAGUUCCUACGGGGACCUGUUACACAAUAGCAUCUACCCUUUAGCUGCUAUCAACCCUCAGGCCGCCUUCCCGUCUUCUCAGCUGUCAUCCGUACACCCCAGCACAAAACUGUAAGCCUCGCCGCGCCCAGCAUCCCCAAACGGUGUGGUCCAUGCAUCGAGCCUGCCUGGAGGGCUGGUUGCAAAGUUGGAAGUCAGUAUCCCUUUUAAAACGGUUUCGUCCCAGCCAUAGAGGUGAACGUACCUACCUUUUCGGGGACAACCCUAGGCUGGCUGGCCAGUUGUGACCUCCCUUCCAACACAGAUGGCCUCGGGCCUCCAGGUCCUUGUCUUUUCACGUUGGUCUUAUGAAGGGAUCUGUGGUCUAUCCUAGAAGAACGCAGAGGACCCCAUCAGAUUUGGGUGGUAAGGAAGCGACUGGAGAGUAAAGUUGGGGAGGCAGGUUUUUCAAAGGCAAGGUCAAGAAAGACUGGCAAGUAAUAACCAGGGGACGCCCGUCUUUUUUCAUCAAACUCGCCAAGUUCAAUCAAUGCAAUGUACAGUAAAACUUAAAGAGACCUUUCAUUCUGACACUAUUAAACAAUCCAGAGAAGGAAACACUGUUAAACUGUAUAUACUCGCUUCUCUAAGCUACCUGUAUCACUGUUCGCUCCCUAACUUAUAUACAGGUAGUUGUGUUUUCUCCCGGUCCCUUCUUGUUCCUGCCCUGGGGUAUUUUCGGUUUGUGUAUCUGUUUGUUUGUUUGUUUGUUUAUCUGGGUUUUGUUUUGUUUUUUCUUUUGGUUUUUUUUGUUUUGUUUUGUUUUUUUAAAUUAAACAGAAUCCCUUCUGUUCGCAGGUCCCUCUGUUUUCGUUUCGUUUUGUUUUGUUCUGUUCUGUUUGCAAGGCUGACUGACUCUCUCCUGGUUGUCCAUGUGUAUUUUAUCAACCCCUUCCCCUCCCCCCCUCCUCCCCCACCGCAUCUUCUUUUGAGCAGCUUUUGGGUGGUCAAGUUAUUGUUUACAAGUUGAAGCAACUGAUUUUAGUGGAACAGACUGUAAGGAACCCCUGGCGAACACAAGCUGGUUUCAAGCCUGUGCCUUUGUGGGUCUGCGCCUCGAGGAUUCUGUCCCUCCCUGGCGGGAUAGUGGAAGGAGUUGCUUGCUUGCUUCUGCAGCCAAAGGCUUUCCUUUGAAGUAUUGGAUUAUGUGAAAAUAUUUAAGCACUGCACUCACCUUAUCUAGGCUGUGAACCCGUCCUACAUACCAGAGAACUCACAACACAAAAACCUUGUUAGCUGAAAAGCCACUGAGUAGACCCACUUACGGGCUGAGGAGAGGUUUUAGGAAUUUCAAAACUUAGGACAAGAGCCAGAGUAACUCAUGCCGGUGCUGGAACUGCACCUUUUAAACGGUCUGCAGAGAGGGGGCUUGGGAAAGAUAGUGUGUGACUCUUCGGCGGGGGGGGGGGGGGGGCGCUACCCAAGGUCUGACCACUGGGCAUCCCAGCCAGGCCUUGGCCUGUCAAGGGACGGGGCGAUUGUCAUCGUCGGCUGGCUUCUUGGGUUUCCUAGCAAGAUUCUCUCGGGUAACAUCUUUGGGGAGUGAUUAAGAGAGCCAUCCUCGUUGGGUGCCUGGGGCCUGGGUUUGAUGAGUAUUUGUACCCACAAGGUGGUUUGUAUCAAGUUUUUCACCAUGUGGCCAUACUGUCAGCUUUGGGGGUCUUUUGACUGGCACUCUUUGACAACCGAUUCUGUCUGCUCCCAAAGCACAAAAUCUGCUACGCGUAGUGAGUGGAGCCUUAGCACAGAUUCUCCUUCCCAUCUGUGUCCAGCCCUGCCGAAAGCUUCUUUGAUGAGGUCCCCAGCUCUCUGUCCUCUUCUCCCCCAACCAACACCAGUAGACUAUAGGACCAUAGUUAACCAAGUCUCAGUCUCUCUCUCUCUCUCUCUCUCUCUCUCUCUCUCUCUCUCUCUCUCUCUCUCUCUCUCUCUCUCUCUCUCUCUUUACCUCCGACAUAUUUAAGUCUAUGAAACUUGAUGACGGUUUUCAACAUCUCUCAAUAGGUAACUCAGCUACAAAAAUAAUCAAAACGAGUGACCGUGAACCCGCGGCUCUAACGCAAAGCCAUGCAUGCCUCUCUUUCCUAUUGAAAUGUCCUCAUGAUAUGAAGCCAAAUAGUCCAUGUAGUAACAUGCUAUCCAAAGGUGGAAACAAAAGAAUGUAGCGACCCAGUGUUAAGAGUUCCAUUUGCUUCAGUUAAUUACUUACCUUCCUGUGGAAUAAUAUAUAUAUAUAUGAAUAUACGCUAUAUAUUUAAUAGGACCAUAGAUAGAUUAGUAUAACUUAGCUCACACAUGUGCACAUGGAGAGUACUCUGCUGUUGCACAAGAAAGGGUGUGUGUGUGUGUGUGUUGGAGGUGGGUCUCAAUUCCAGCCAGCGUGAGACUGGCCAGGACGCAGUUUGAGAAAGUUACACUAGAUUGAAUAGCCACAGAAUCAGAAGAGGAGAAGAGGAACCGGGGAUUCUGUAGCAGACAAUGGGCUGGAUCCAUACAUGGUCCCUGUGAGUUCAUUUCUCAAAGCAAAAACGGCCACGUCUGCCCCCACACAAAAAUACCCCACCACCACAAGCUCACCCAUUUGCAAGAUGGGGCGAUUGUUUUCCUCAGUGUGGUGAUUCGAGAUGUGUCCAUUGAGUAGGAAUUCGGUCACACCAUUUUCAAACAAUGUCAACAUAAUCCAGCUAUUGUUUUUCUCACUAUUUCUGUUGAAGGGAGCUGGGACACACACACCCCCACCCGAAAAACAUCAGGACAGAUGCGAAGACCUGGGGGCGGGGGUUACUUUCCCAGUAGAAGUGGUGUGUUAUUUGUUUUAAAACUCCAAACAGAGAUCUUGGAAAUCUUUCAAAAAGACCAUUGAAUUUCUCAUUGGCUGAGAAGGACAUUUUUUAAAAGUCUUAAAUCUGGCUUUGUUUGCAUUGUUUGAGUUCAAGGGGCCUUAUUAUUGAAUGGCAUUGCACAAGCCUUUCUUUUUUGCAAGCAAACCAUUGUUAUUAGUUGUUCUCUAAAGGAAAUUGUGGAAACCAAUUGGCACCGGAGUCAUAAAUCCAUUUACCAAGUGUGGCUUCCGAGAAAUGUUGCAAUUCGGAAUGCACCAAGCCCGUGAAUUAUUGGGGAUUUGAAGAUUCCAAAUAAUAUUUAAAAAGAUGUCAUUUCCAGGCAACUUCAGGGGUCUUGCUUUUGGAAAUUCAACUCAAAAAUAAAACAGAAAGUAAAAAUAAAAAUACUGCAACAGCCCAAGCAAACUUUAGGCUUCAAGUAUUUGUCUUAGGAACUGAUUUAAACAUGUAGUAUUUGCCACAGGACAAACUGGUUUAUUUCCUAGCUAGAAGUUCCUACUUUUGCUUGUUCAUCAGGGCAUCUAUAGAAGGGUUUGUCUCAGUGUUGAAUUCACACAGCUUUGCGACCUGGUGCGUGCAUGACUCCUUAGGUACUGUACUUCACUGUGUUGGUGUGUCUGAUGGACGUUUCAAGGUGGUCCCACAAAUAUAUUUUAUGUAGUGUGCCUUCAAAGAGAACCAUUUAUCUCUCUUCUCGUGUUGUCCCACUAAGUUACAUUUGGUGGUGGCCAGCCAAGUCCCGUGGGGUCUGGUCUGACUCAUUAUCCCGCGCUGAGAAAGUAACGGGAAUGGUUUUGCCCCAGUGAGACCCACACCACUGGAGUAGGGACUUUGAGCACCUCCGCUCCGGUGUUGACUGUCGAUGUAUUGAUAUUCUGCUCGUCUCCCCUUGGCAGAAAGGACUCUGAAAAAAAAAAAAUAGCAGCAUAAUCUCUUGGCUGUUUAUACUUUUUUAAAUCUCCCCGUGCUGUAAAUAUUGUACACUCUGAGUAACCCCAGCUCUGUAACCUUGAUGCUCUGUAAGGUGAUAUUUGUAUAUAGCAACCUGGCCCAGUGAUGUUAUAUAAUUUCCCAAUGGAGAGGUUAUUGGGUAGCCUUGGCGUUUAGUUUUAAACACUACCAGAAGAAUGCUGAGCCAACAAUAAACACUCAACUUUGUAUGUUUUCCAAAUUGUACUUAUUACUGCUUUUGAUACUGUAUUCUGUGCCAAUAGUUUCCCAGUCACAUAGCAGGCAAGAGAUAUUUUGUACUUUUUGAUCCACUGUAAUAUUUAAUAAAAAAUGUUACUAUCUGUU
This is a messenger RNA of Rattus rattus (black rat), 7161 nucleotides long. RefSeq names its product AT-rich interaction domain 5B (gene Arid5b). Gene Ontology annotation, biological process: regulation of transcription by RNA polymerase II. Lineage: Eukaryota; Metazoa; Chordata; Mammalia; Rodentia; Muridae. The record is from RefSeq and is a predicted model, not a curated record. Gene Ontology annotation, cellular component: nucleus. The coding region runs from base 273 to 3098 and encodes 941 amino acids. Gene Ontology annotation, molecular function: transcription cis-regulatory region binding. The transcript is spliced from 7 exons.